AUGGGAAUAGCUACAGCCCAGCUAGAAGCGUUGUUAGAAGCAGCAAAAGAGAAAGAAUGGGCAAGGCUUGAAAAACAAAAGAUCAAAGGGUUGGCAGCAGUAACUCUAGUGCCCAAGCGCCUAGUCCUCUCCGAGCAGUCUUCUUCGGCGUACUCAGUUGAGUUUAGUACUUCUCAACCUCUCAUCUACAUCACUUGGAUUCCACCAGAAGAAAGAGGAACAUUGAUUGUACGCAGCACACCAUGCGAAAGAAGAAAAGGGAAACUCUCAGGUCCCACUACUCACCUUUGCCCGCUUCUAACUUAUAAGAAAGAUCGGCUCAACAUUCCCUCCCAGGAUAAGAAGGUUCACUUCCAUUUAUGUGACUUGGUAGCAGCUAAGAUUGGCAUUAUUUCGUGUCAGGCUUCCUUGAAAGUAGGAUCUCAGGCUCGUGCUGCUAAUGUGAGUUGCCCUCUAGGGGUUGCUGUGUUAGGGCAGGUGGAUACAUAUCAAUUCUGGGGUGGGACUGAGCGGUAUGCCUCUCCUUCUAGUCGAGUUGCUAAAGCACCUAUCCAACUAAGGCUAAGGUUGAUCGCCACUAGGAGUACCGAGAGAAAGCAAUUGUGUACUGGAGUAAAGCAGCUUUCAAAGAAGCUUGAGGGAGCAAGUCAAAAGAAAAUUCAUUGGGCGGCUCGGAUGACCACGUCAAGGAUAGUUCGAUCCCAGAUAUUCACCUCGUUAGCACACCUGGACUUCGCUCGAGAUAGGUCUCAUUCUUCAGCACACACGCAAACAUGUAAUAGAAGAACCUCUGAACUAUUCCAUCUGGCUCUGCCACAGAUGAGCAUAAGUCCACUCAAUCCAACUAAGUGUUUGAUGGCUCAGUUUGCGAUUAUCCGUGUAUUGUCUUUGCUUGAGUUGCUCCUUUUCGUCUCCAACAGGGGUGGUAAACUACCAAACAUUCCCGACAUCGUGGAAGCAGAGGAGUGUGCUGACUUCAAUGAUUACCGAGUGCUGGAGUGUACGAAUUCUAAAGAGCAGCUCAGACAUCAGCCAAAAGAUAGGAAUCAGAAGCAGCAGGCAGCACAGAACCAACUUUUCUUUGUGUCCGAUACGUUCGAUGGAGAAUCCUGUAAUCUUUUAGGGUGA
This is a messenger RNA of Arabis nemorensis, 1128 nucleotides long. Lineage: Eukaryota; Viridiplantae; Streptophyta; Magnoliopsida; Brassicales; Brassicaceae. The record is from the annotation of a GenBank genome assembly.